UCUUGCUCUCACCAGACAGGGAGAGUAUGGGGAGGAACAAACAUCCCUUUCCCCCCUCCCAAUCCUUGGUCAGGGUCAGCAGGUGCCAGCCAGGGGCCCCCGCCUGCCAGGCCCCUUCCCACAGGGCGGGCUGCUCCCUGUCAGGGAAACCUUCCCGCAUUCCUGGGCUAGCCCGGCCGGCCCCGUGCCACCUCACUUCCCUGUCCUGAAUUCACCUCCCAGGGCCGGGCCAGGUCAUCCCAGGUGCAACUCAGCUGGGGCUCCAGGCUUCCUACCAGGGGUCAGAGGACACCGGGGUGGCACGUCAGUGGGGAGGUCCCAGUCUCUCCAGGCUCCAGGGGGCUUCCCCACCCCUCACUGCGUGGCUGCCGCCUCCUGACUUCCUGGUACAAGGGUAACAAUGUUCUUGGAGGGAGCCCGUCUUCAGUAAGGGUGUAAUGCCGUGAUUGCUCCUAAUGGGUUGAGUAAUCACAGUCAUUGCCAAAGUGGAAACAGCAGCCUGCAUCUGGCUCACAAACAGUUGUGACCAGGAGUUGUGGACUCUUUCAACGCCGUCCUCACCUCCGCCUCCUAGAACCUUCGGUCUCUCGCAUCCUUACCAGCUGAGCCCCAACCAGCUACAGGGGCCUGGGGACCCUGGGCCCACAUGAGGGGCCUGACAUCUGGUGGCGCAUCCAGCCCCAGACAGGGCACCCACCCCGCAGAGCCCGGGGCCUUCACAGUACCCCUUCCGGGUCAGCCCUGCCCCCACAGCUGUUCUGUCUCUCUAUACUUUCCCUGAGCUCAGGCCCCCUGGAUGGGGGCUCUGCCUGGACUGAGCUCCUGAGCCUAUAGGUUAAGAUGAGACUAUGACACUACCUCUGGGGCAAGGUGGGCAGAGCUCUGUGUGACCCGGCAGGAGGAUGAAGAGCUCAGGAGAGGGAGCCAGCCUUCCUAGACAGACAAUGCAAGUAAGGAGGGCUGCCCGGAGGAAGCGGCAUUUCACUUAAGCCUUGAUCUGGAUUAGGACCUGUAGGAUUCGGACUUGUAACUACCGGGAGGAUAGGGCCUCCAGGCAGAGGGGUGUGGGUAGCAAUCACUCAGAGGUCAGAAGCUUCAGCCUGUAUGAGAAGCAGUUGCAUUAAGCUGGGUUGACGAAGCCUGCAACAGCACAAGAGGGGGUCCGCCGGGGCACAGGAGCGCGUACUUGAUCCUGGGUGUGGACCAUGGAUCAAUCUGCAUGUAUGGGAAGGGGGCUGACUGUGGGGGAGAACCAGAAGACCCUGGAAAACUCCCCCAGGGAGGGAAUGAGCCUGAAGGAACGUUGGCGCCCAUGGGGACAGGGGUGAAUCAGAGCAUCCUGCCGUCGGGCCUUAGGAAGAGCAGUGGGUCAGGUGUUUACAGUCUAAUUAAAUUCUAUUAAUAAUAUAGGUGAGGGGCUGCAGGGAACAGCCUUCCCAGGGAAUAUUUGUACUUUAAAAGGGCACCUGUUAACACAUAUCGGUGAAUGGAGGGUCCAGGGUCGACUUCCUGUUCCCAUCACUGGGCAGGCACCACUCUUGCCUCCGCACGCCUGCCUGUGCCUGGUCAGGACACCACCUGACCACCACUCUUGCCGUCCACCUCCUCCUGCCCCAGGCCCAGUCCCCUCCUGUCCCCUGCCCCCCCCCCCCCCGCCAUACUUCAUCCGCUAAGCCUCAUUCCCCACAGUAGGGAGCGCCCCACUCAGACUGGAGUGGGGGUCCUUGUAAAAAUCUCCAAGGUCACAACCAUUUCCUGCCCCUGUAGCCCCUCCCCUCCAUGGGAUUGGCUACCUCUUCUGGUCAAAGAGUCAGUCUUAGCAACAACAGCUGCCACACCCUCUAGUCCCCCCAAAAAAAAACGAUCCCGCAGGGAAAACAUUGAGGGCUGAAGUAGGAAGAAGCUGUCCUGAACCCCCCACCCCAGUUCUUGCCCCCAGUGAAGCAGAUACGCUGGGGGCGCUGGGAGGCUGGCAGGUAUUUCUGGCAUGUUGCUGACAUGGGGCUGGGGUCUCAAGUCUGGGGUGAGGUUCCUGUAAAGGCCAAGUAGUGGGCCCUGUGCCUGUGUCCAGAGACAUGGGAGGUGAUGGAUCCUGGGGAGAUGGGUCCCCGGAAAGUUUCGACUCUGACCCCUCUGCCUGAUCCUUCACUGGGGCGGGGGAGCAUGGCCCAGCGGCGUGUCUUAGGCUCCAACUGCACAACAGGAGGUGUUGGGUUCUUGGGGGUCUAGAAUCUUGGGGGAACUAACCUGUGAUGCUACUGGCUGGCUUCCCUCGAGUCCCCUGGAACCACAGACACCUGUGCGGCCGGGUGCCGGCUGGCUCACGUUGCAGCACUCCGCGGGUGUGAAGGUCACACAGCUCCAGCCUGCUCUGGGGGAAACUUCCAGACAGGGACAGGUGUAGGGUGUGGAGAGACAGGCCCCAAGGAGUGGAAAAGAAGCCAUGCUAGCCCCAGGCAGCAGAGCCAAGCCAUGAUGGGGGUCCCCUCACUGGCAUCUCUCCCAGUCGGCUCCUGUGUGGCAAGGAGUUUGUCUGCCCUUGCAGAUAUGCUUUGGGCUUGUAAACAUGGCAGGGCCCCUGACCUUUCUGGCCAGCUCCCCUGUGGACUGUCCUUCUGUGUCCUCAGGAGGCUGGGUGUGGAGCAGAGGAGGUGGGCAGGGGAGAAGCAGACCUUGGCUUUGACAAAGAUGGCUGAUCACCCCCUUUUUUCUCACCUCCAGGGACUCAGGGGGCCAAGGCGUCAAGCGGUAAGCAUCCUAGUUCCCUGGAUGGGGGAGCGGGAGUGGGAGCUUUCCUGAGAGCUGCCAAGACUGGCCAGAGGCUCAUCCCACCCCCGGACACCCCCCCCCCCCAGAACGAGACCCAGAACCAGAGGGUGGGGCCUGGGGAACCCCAAAGUAAGGGAAAGCUGUAGCUCAGCAGAAUUAGAGCCAAGACAGGAGUGGAGCAGGAGGGUCUGACCUGCAGAUGGCACAGGGGCCCGCGGAGGCAUGCAUGGCGCACAGAGAAGGAGGUCAGGGGAAAGUGAGAGCAGAGAACCCAAGGACACAGUCCGAAGACCAUUCUGCCAUAGCAGUAGCAGAGCCCCCAGGGUCACCUCCCUGUGUGGGGCCCUUCCAACACCUGCUGUCCUCCCGGGAGCCCCUGUUUACCAGGCCCUGGGGUAAGACCCUUCCACGUGUUAUCUGAACCCUCUCCACAUCUCAUGACCAGAGAGGGAGGUCUGAUGUCACUGUUUCAGAGGUGAAGGGCAGGGGAACUUUCCCACAGCUGGGAGGGGUCUGCCUGUGUCAGAGGCUGACCGGGCACCCACGCCCCGAGGUCUCAGAGUGGGUCAAGGGCAAAGAGAGCUCUGGAUUGGGCAGAAGAUGAAAGACAGAGUGCGGGGUGGGGGUUGGGAACCAGAGGCGAUGAAAGGGUCCCCAGCGAGCACUGCCCGGCCUUGUCCCCUAGUCUGCGGGCGUCCGAGGAUGCUGAACCGGAUGGUGGGUGGCCAGGACGCCCUGGAGGGCGAGUGGCCCUGGCAGGUCAGCAUCCAGCGCAACGGAAGCCACUUCUGCGGGGGCAGCCUCAUCACAGAGCGCUGGGUCCUCACCGCGGCGCACUGCUUUUCCAACACCUCUGAGACAUCCCUGUACCGGGUCCUGCUUGGGGUGCGGCAACUGGUGAAGCCAGGGCCCCACGCCAUGUACGCCCGGGUGAAGCGGGUAGAGAGUAACCCCCUGUACCAGGGCAUGGCCUCCAGUGCUGACGUGGCCCUGGUGGAGCUGGAAGCACCUGUGACCUUCUCCAAUUAUAUCCUCCCCGUGUGCAUGCCUGACCCCUCGGUCAUCUUUGAGGCGGGCAUGAACUGCUGGGUCACCGGUUGGGGCAGCCCCAGUGAGGAAGACCGCCUGCCCAACCCGCGGGUCCUGCAGAAACUCGCUGUGCCCAUCAUCGACACACCCACGUGCAACUUGCUCUAUAGCAAAGAUGCCGAGUCGGGCUUCCAGCCCAAAACCAUCAAGGACGACAUGUUGUGUGCUGGCUUUGCCGAGGGCAAGAAGGAUGCCUGCAAGGGCGACUCGGGCGGCCCGCUCGUGUGCCUGGUGGCCCAGUCAUGGCUGCAGGCUGGGGUGAUCAGUUGGGGCGAGGGCUGCGCCCGCCGGAACCGCCCAGGUGUCUACAUCCGGGUCACCUCCCACUACGACUGGAUCCAUCGGAUCAUUCCAGAAUUACAGUUCCAACAGGCUAGGUCGGGUGGCCAGAAGCGGGGGCCCCGGGACCAGCAGCCCCUCGCUCUGAACUCUGUGCCCUGCCUGGCAGCCCAUGUGGCCCUCUUGGCCCUUGUGGCCCUGCUCACCCUCCUCUGAGCCCUGGGGCCCAUGGUGUACAUUUGUAAAUAGCCCUCCCGUUCUUUCCUGUCAAAUACCCAGUUAUUUUUUAUUUAUGUUCAUCCUCCAAUAAAAACAAAACCCAACCUCA
This is a messenger RNA of Acinonyx jubatus (cheetah), 4465 nucleotides long. RefSeq names its product serine protease 27 (gene PRSS27). Gene Ontology annotation, molecular function: serine-type endopeptidase activity. Bases 3370 to 4353 code for a protein of 327 amino acids. The transcript is spliced from 4 exons. Gene Ontology annotation, biological process: proteolysis. The record is from RefSeq and is a predicted model, not a curated record. NCBI's taxonomy places the organism in Eukaryota, Metazoa, Chordata, Mammalia, Carnivora, Felidae.